Molecule: messenger RNA, 2871 nt
Organism: Pomacea canaliculata
Lineage: Eukaryota; Metazoa; Mollusca; Gastropoda; Architaenioglossa; Ampullariidae
Exons: 3
Coding region: 387-1349 (320 amino acids)
Source: RefSeq, a predicted model, not a curated record
CGAAUUCAUUUUUUUUUUUUGGUCUUCUUGAAUAUACUUUAUUAAAUAGAAAGUUUAAAAAGAUAAAAAAAAUCUUAAGAUAAUCAAUAGGAAAACAAUGACUAGUUAGAAAGCAGAAGGAGAGAUAUUGAGCAAACAUGUUUCCCUGAAAACAUUCUUUAUAUAUUGACAGGUUCUGUGGACCAGCGACUACAGUGUCUGUAAAAUGCAUAUUUCCUCCACGUGUGAGUGUCAAGACCCUGGGUCAGGCCGUGUGGUGGACAGGAGAGUGCUAUACUGCUGUAAUCACACUCUUCCCGGAGCAAGUUCACCUGCUACACACGGCGCCUCCCACACUCUUUGUCACCGGACCGCCCGGUACAGGUAAAACUGUGGUGCUGCUGCUGAUGGCCAUACAGUGGCUGCGGUGUGGUCACCACGUCUACGUUGUGUCUACAUGGAAAGGUAGUCGCUUGGCGUGUAGAGUGCUGCAUCACCUGCUGCUGCAGACGAUAAAGGAGGAUCCGACAACAGCGGCAUCAUCUGAACAUCUCCAUCUUCUGGAGUAUGAUUUCUUUAACGAUAAGAAAGAUGCGGACAAGGCAGCGAAACACUUAUCACAGGCAGCGACAGAAGGGGAAUUAUAUGUCAUCGCGGAUGAAGCAGGACCAAAGCAUGAUGUCCAGACCUUCCUUGGCAAGCUGCUGACACAAAUUCCUCAGCUUCAUCUUUGGGCGGCAAGUUAUUAUCAUGGAGCUGCCCCCCGUGGCUGGCAAGAGGAACAUCUAACCAGACCCCUUCGCUGUCCCCCGGCCGUCGUCAGGGAAGUGGAGAAGGACAGCGAGAUCACUGAGUACCAUGAUGUCCACCCGUACAGUAAGCGAGGUGUGGCCGACCAGACAGACGGCCCGCCAGUCACACGACUGUAUCACCGAGGUCAGGGUCACACAAGUCAUCUGCCGCAAGACUGUGUCACUUGCGGUGGUGAGGUGGCCAGCUUCCUACACAGUCUCCGUGUUGAUGCUACAGAGAAUGGCCAGGCAUCUUCAGAAACUUCCAGAAGUGACAGUACAACACUUCGUCUGCAGUGGCGAGACAUGUUAAUGCUGUACUGGGGUGACGUGACCGACAUCUCGGGUAUGGUGACAGGACUGCAAGAAGCGGAUAUCCCAGUGAAGGUGAUGAAGGAUGAUGACAUCGAGGAUGUGGCCACGGCCCGUAGUGACGUAGUGUGGGUGGCCAGCGGAGAUCGUGUUCGUGGUCUGGAGAGGAAAGUCGUGGUGUGUCUGGAGCAUCAUACAAUCUUUGUCCCACUUCAUUGGAUGUCCCGGUGUACGUCACAACUGGUGAUUGUCUCUCCUGACGAUUAGCCACGUGAACACGAGCCACAGUCGUACCUCUGUCACGUGAUGUAGUUUUGUGUGUCUCUACCUCUCCCACAUCAAGGCUGCCUUCCCUACUUCUUGUCUUCUUUUCUCAGCUGAUCUCCAUAAUAUCAUCAUAUCUAUAAUAUAUUGUGCUUUUAUUUUCAAAACUAUGCCCAUUCAAGAUGCACUUUGACAUGUGUUGCUGUACUUUUACAACAAUAUAGCUGUAGAUACUACUGUAUAUAGUGCACCACUUUGUAUAUACUUGACAUGCUCAGUUGAGAAGCAUUUGUCAAUACCCUUGUAAAUACAAAAAGUCUUUAAAGUAUUUCUAAUAUUUUUUAAAAAAUGUGUUCAUCUAGAAAGGGGUUGAACUGAAAAAAAAUAUUUCGAAGCCUCUAGAAUGUUGGCAUUAAGAUUGAACCAAUGCUAUUUAGAUAAAACAAAAUAAAAGAUAUAAUGAGCAUUCUUGAAUUUGAAGUUUGUUAGAAACAACGCAUAGACACAAACAAAUUUGAGGAUGUAUAUACUACAAGUCUGCUGUAUCUGCGGUGAUGUCACAGUAGUACAAAUGUGAGGUUGUUGUGUGUCUAGGUACAGUUUGUAACAUCAAGACUACACGCUCACCUGUCAUUACCUGUCCAUGUCAUUUACUACAGGAGACAAAUCACCCAUUCUCCCCACCCCUCCCCCUCCCAGUACACGUGACUGUCAGUCAGACUGGAGUCAGACCAUGAAGCACGUGGAGUUGAAUGACCUGAGAUUCUGCUUCUGCUGGGGUAGCCCUACCUGGCCAUUUGUUACCAUCUUAGGCUGUUGUCCACCGUAUUGUGAUUGUGAUAGCCCGCAUUAGUCCUUUUUCAACAACCUUAAUUCAUGUGUUAUACUAACCAUUCUGUUCUUGUGUCUAGUUUAAAACUUUAAGUUCAAUAACACUGCUGUUUCUCCAUGACUAGAACUAAAAUAAGCUUGUAUUUAUUAAAACAAAAUCAUCAUAGGCAAACAGAAAAAUCAAAAUUAACGUUACUAAUCACACUUUCUCCAAAACAACCCCCCCCCCAAAAAAAAAAAAAAUCAAAGAAAAAAAAAAGCAAAGCAAAACCAGCGAUAGAUUUUGUAGAUAUUGCUCGAUAUCAAUAUUUAUUUGGUAAUCUUCACUUUGACUAAGGGAGACUAUUUACUUCGGUAAUGAACUGUUUUCUGCUUGUGGAGUUUUUUUUUCUAUUGUUUCUUUUAUUUCUCCUACUCAUGAGAAGCAAGGCAUGGUGUCAAGCGCAAGGCUUCCAAGGAAACAAAAUGAACAACAUGGCUGAGUCGAGAUCUGAAUAAAGUGUAUUAGUGACUAACCGACCUUAACGACGGAGACCAAGACAUUAAGCCCAGUAAAUCACAGAGGUGUGAAAAACAAUGUCACAGACAUUAACAAAUUUCAAAGAAUCAAAAGGUUUGAUUCUGUUCUAUGAGUCGAUGAUGAAGACCAUAUGGAAAUAAUUAAAUGAAAAAAUAAAAGUUUCAAAGCAUGAAA